AGUCAAUGUGAGUGCACAUGUGCCAGUGAACACAGCUGCCACACUGAGGGGAGGAUAUCCCACGCUACCUCUGCAAGAGAGUGAGAGAAUAAAGACAGAGAAAGAAAGAAAGAAAGAAAGAAAGAAAGAAAGAAAGAAAGAAAGAAAAAGAUUAAACAGAAGCAAACUUUCUCCUGUUGAGAAACAGAAGCAGCAGAGAAGAGAACGUGCUGAAUCAUCACCAUAUAAAUACAGAUCAUCCACCGGAGGAGGAGAACUUGUGAACCGUCAUGGCUCCCAGCUUGGACCAGGCGUACAGGAGGAGGUGGUGGAUGGCCAUCACAGCCAUCAUAGAGAACCUGCUCUUCUCUGCUGUUUUGCUGGGCUGGGGCUCACUGCUCAUCAUGCUGAAGAAUGAAGGAUUCUAUUCACACGUUUGUAUUGAGAACGAGACUGUCAAAACCAACGUGACAUCAGUGGAGAGUGGUGAGUGGCGGAGUUGUGUCGAGCAGGAGGAGAUACUGAAUCUGGGCUUUACCAUUGGCUCGUUCCUCUUGAGUGCAGCCACUUUACCCCUGGGGAUUUUGAUGGACAGAUUUGGGCCACGCCCACUGAGGCUCAUUGGCAGUUCUUGUUUUGCAGCCUCCUGCUCAAUCAUGGCUGUUGCUGCAUACAAACCUGAAGUGCUGUCUAUCCUCAUCUUCUUGGCUGUCUCCUUCAAUGGCUUUGGAGGAAUCUGCCUGACCUUCACCUCACUCACACUGCCUAACAUGUUUGGGAAUAUACGAUCAACCGUCCUUUCCCUGAUGAUAGGCUCCUACGCUUCUUCAGCAGUCACCUUCCCUGCCGUCAAGUUGAUUUAUGACAUUGGCGUGUCGUUCCGGAUCAUCAUGUGGGUUUGGUCUGGAAUGGCCUGCAUGGUCUUCCUCAAUUGCUUCCUAAACUGGCCUGCUGAAUCCUUCCCUGCACCUGAAGACAUCAGAUACAAUAAAAAGGCGAAGCUGAAAGGGGUUGCUACAGAGCACAAGAUGGCUUCGGACAGGUACAUCACCCAUGUGACCGUCAUGGAAGACAUGAUGGGAACCAUGCAGCCAGAGCCUGAUCAGCCAGCCUCCCAAAACACAGCCCAGGGCUCAGUGCCACUCUCUCACUCUGUGUGCUCUCCCAUAUUCCUGUGGAGUGUCAUAACCAUGGCGAUGACACAGCUAAGGCUUAUCUUCUUCAUGGGUGCCAUGAACAAAAUGCUGGAGUUCCUGGUGACCCAUGGUGACCCAAACCCAUCAGAAGAGCUGCAGAACGAGGUGGAGGAACAAGUUGGCUUCUACUCAUCCAUCUUCGGUACACUGCAGCUGCUGUGUCUGCUGACCUGUCCUAUGAUUGGCUACAUCAUGGACUGGAGGAUGAAGGAGUGUGAAGAGGAAAAAGCGACCACACACAUAGAAAAGAGCCAAUCAGAUCCCCCAAAGAGAGACAGAAAGGUCCAGAAACUGACCAAUGCCCUGAGAGCUUUCACCUUCACCAACCUCCUAUUGGUCACUUUUGGAGUAAUUUCCUUGAUUGACAACAUGCCCAUACAGGUGGUUUCAUUUGUUCUGCAUACCAUGGUCAGAGGAUUCAUCCACUCCUGUUGUGGAGGUCUCUAUGCUGCUGUUUAUCCAUCCAACCACUUUGGGACCCUGACAGGCAUGCAAUCAAUGAUCAGCGCUGCAUUCGCCUUGCUCCAACAGCCACUGUUUAUGGUGAUGUUGGGACCCCUCAAGGGAGAUCCUUACUGGAUCAAUUUGAGCCUUCUCAUCUUCUCCCUGGCUGGCUUCCUGUUGCCAGGCUAUCUGUUCCAUCACCGUAGAAACCUGAUCCGGGCAAACGCAGAGCGUGACAGGUUGGCUGCCAGCCAAUCAGCUAAAGAGAAUGCACCUCUAACCCAAUCAAACAACGGAACUGCUGAGAGCCACGCCAAUGGCCAUGCAGCGAAUGGAUACACACCAAAUGGACAUACUGCUUAGAUGACUGAUGGGAGUGAAAUGACCAAUUCAUAUGACUUAUUUUUUAAUGGUCGUUCCAUCGUUUAUGAAUACUCUGAAGAUGCAACCUCACUUUGGUUAGGAAACUAUGACCUGUUGCAAAAACAAAGCAAAACAAAACAUAUAUAUUGAACGAGUUUUCUUUAAUCAGUGUCAUUAAAGUUGGGGUAUCAGAAAUGGCAUAAACAAAUAAAACAAAAAGCUUAUAGCCAGUAAUAGUGCCAUGUGUUAGCAGGGUUUGCAAUGGAAUAGGAAGUUACAUCUGUAACUGUAAUGUCAGGCUUCUCAUUUGGAAAAUACUAUUUGAUUUUUCACUAGAUUUCAUCAUGUGAUCAUUUAAAAACAACAUGUAAGGGUGGCUCACUGCAUCAGUGGAUAGCGCUGUCACUUCACAGAAGGAAAGCCAGCCAUGCUUCUUCCUGUGUGGACUUCAAAUGUUGUUCCCCUGUUUAUGGGGCUUGCCUUCUCCCCUAACUCCCUACUCCCUAUAAGUGAGAAUAUGUGUACAUGUGAUGGACCAGUGAACUGCAUGCUGGGAAAGGCUCUGUUGCCUAACACUUGAACCCUAGCAAUAAGUGAAAAACAAACAUAAAAAAUCAUGGACCAUACCAGUGUUAAGAUAGAUAGAUACUUUAUUAAUCCCAAUGGAAAACUACAGAAUUACAGCAGCCAAGUCACACAUGAAUCACAAAACAAAAACAACAGAAGGACGCAACAUUUAACAGGUAAAUAAGAAAAUAGAAUGAUAAAACAGAUAAAGUCUGAACUAAAAUUAAAAACUAGGACCAUACUGUAAAUAUAAUCAAUGACAAUGCCUGGUAAUACUCUGUACAUGGAUAGUGCAAGUCUAGUAGACACUGUUGAGUGUUGGGAAUAACUAUACAGUGAAUCUAUAUAUACAUACACAGUUAUGUAUAAGUAUAUAAAAAGUAAUAGGAAUGUAUGUAAAAGUAUUUCGUAUACAUGAAUGUAUGUUUCUGCAUGUUUUAUCUUGUUUACUAUUAACCAUAUACAGUAGCUGUACUUGGAGUAUUUCCAGCCAUUUUUCAAAGUGUAAUAUAGCUUUUUAGAUUACUGAAUGUGGUUCCUUUAAGUAAAGUAAACAAAACUGCAAGCUUGUAAUGCUUACAGUUAUGGGUACUAUUUGUUAUCUUUACAUUGCGAGAUAAUUUAAAUAUGUUUUUAACAGUUUGAGAUUAAUUACUGUUAGUUACAGAAAUGUAAUUUUUGAUCAUAAAAAAAUUAGACAAUAAUGACAAUGUUUGAUAAAUUUUAGUAAUAUUUAAGUUGUGUUGUUAUACUAAUGCUUCCAUAUUUGACAUAGCAAACAUGGCAUACUGGCUAGUAAAUAAGUAAAAGUUAGCAACUACAAGCUGAAUGCAGCUACUAGCAUGAAAGCAACAAGCAAUGCGUUAGGAUAAUCACAAACAAUCCCCCUGUGUGUAUUAAAGGAAUAGUUAGACAUUUUGGGAAAUUUGCUAAUUUGCUUCUUGCCAAGAUUUCAAUAAGAGGAUUGAUACCACUCUCAUGUCUGCGUGCUAGUUUGGAGGUAGAGCUGGGAGGCCUUUAGCUUAUUUUAGCGUAGCUAAAAAUCCACCUAUCAGCACCUCUAAAGUGAGUUUGUUUAAGCUGUAUACAAACAUAAAUGUAAAGACAACAAGUUGUGGUUUUAGGGAGAGUCACUGACACUACCAAACCCACAAAUGCCACUAUCCACAGUGCUGGCUGUGUUUAAGUAUAAAAUUGACAAUUUUGGUAAUUAAAGCAAAUGAAGGAAGGAUGAAAAUUAAGCAAAAUGCUUAUUGAGGGUGGUGCAUUAUGCAAUCUUUCUUAAUUAUUUGAAACUGUCUACGUACCUAUGGUGCCAUAACAACACUUCUAUAGCAGUUUGUUACAUUGAUAGUCAUGUAGCAAACAACUUUCUCUCUGUGGUAUUUGGAUUUGAUUCUUUACUAUAAAUGUGACUCAAUCAGCUGACUUUAUUUAAAAGUAAUUUAAAGGUUUUAAAGGUUUUUCUCCUGAGCUUAACAUUAGUUUAUCUUUUUUAGGCUUGCAGCUGUGCAUCCUGCUUUUUUCUGUCAGUGUGGUAAUAAUGUUAGCAUCUUGUUGCUGGUGGUUCUUCUUUACUGCACUUGAUCUUGAAAUGGCUUAAUAUGACAUCACAAUAUAGAGAUAUUUCUAGCCAAUCACAUCUGUGUUCAGACCAGUGUUUCCUAGGAGGACAAAAAAGAGGGGGGGGGCGGGGGGGGAGUUGAUGUCACAGGUACUUCCACCUGCAACUUAAAGAACAGAUCUUUCCCACUCUUAUGGACAUAACGUAACCAGCUGAUAAGAAUUUGGGUGCAGGUUCCAUAAGUAAUUUCAUUUUGAUUCAUUAGAAUGUCAUUUUACAGUCCAACAGAUGACUGCAACUACAAUUACUCCUCCUCACCUCUCCUAAAGGUUUUCUGAGAUUCUGUGCAGGCACAGACUUGUUUGGAGCAAAAGCGAAAAUUAAUUAUCAUGAAUAAAAUCUAGUCACUUAGGAAAAUGUAUAAAAUACAGUAAAGGCAAUUCAAGAAGUACUUGAAUUUAGCAAAGACAAGUGAGCCAUGAGGAGUAAAGAUUUGAAACUGUUUUGUUGUGAAUGCCUGCAGGCUGAGAGCACAACAUGGCUUCUAGUAAAAUCUGUUUGUGAACAGAGACCUUGUACAGUGUUAAUAGAAAAAUGUGACAAUAGUUCAUAAGAUCCAUGAGAUUUAUUCAGUGAUUACAAAAUGAUGUGUAAAAUAGCUGCAAUGUGUUUGUGUGUGUGACAUAAUCUGCAUGCUUUGGGAGGGACCCCCAUAAAGUGCAAUCUGCUGAUGUUCAAGUGUCUUGAUACAAAGGCAGCAUGUGCACAAAUAAGGGAAAGACCUUAUUUGAACAUGUUUUUUGUUACAUGUACCUGCUCAUCUAAGUAAGUAAUGCAAUCCGAUACAGUAGCACUAGCCACAUGAAUCAUUCUGACACAUGCUUCAGAAAGACAGUAUUUAUUGCAUGUCCAUUGUAUUGGAUCGCAUCACAUUGCACAAGGGUUUCUUUUAUUUUGUCCACCCAAUUUAUGUUAUUAUUGCAUUGUUUAUCAGUGGUAACUACGGCCUGCUGGUCACAGCAGAAUCAAUUGUCACAGCAUUCAUUGUCACUCAUUUUAGUGAUGACGAGGGAGCAAAAGAUUGACAAAUAAAGUCAAAUACCACAAA
This is a messenger RNA of Thunnus maccoyii (southern bluefin tuna), 5221 nucleotides long. RefSeq names its product solute carrier family 43 member 1b (gene slc43a1b). Gene Ontology annotation, biological process: transmembrane transport; neutral amino acid transport. The coding region runs from base 270 to 1982 and encodes 570 amino acids. Lineage: Eukaryota; Metazoa; Chordata; Actinopteri; Scombriformes; Scombridae. The record is from RefSeq and is a predicted model, not a curated record. The transcript has 15 exons. Gene Ontology annotation, molecular function: neutral L-amino acid transmembrane transporter activity; L-amino acid transmembrane transporter activity.